This is a messenger RNA of Lactuca virosa, 2582 nucleotides long. The record is from the annotation of a GenBank genome assembly. Lineage: Eukaryota; Viridiplantae; Streptophyta; Magnoliopsida; Asterales; Asteraceae.
UGCGUAUAUAUCUAUAUCUAUGUAUGGAAGAAAGAAAAAGUCCUAAAAAGCACACCUCUUUAAUUUCUUGAUCUCUGUCUUCUUCAAUGGCAGCAAAACCCCAUGUGGACAGCACUAAAUGCAUUGGAACUUCCAAUUUCUGAAAAUUUCUCUCACAUACUGACAUUAAAUUUCAACUACCCACAUCAGAUUUCAUCCUUUUUCUUCUUUCGAUUCCUCCAAAUUCAUUUAAAAAACCAAAUCUUGAUUUCAAAUAAAAACAGGGGAGAACAUUUGUCUGUUCUCUUUCUUUAAAAUACUCCAUUCUUGACUUCUACUUCCUAAAGAUUCUGUUUAUCUUGUUGGGUUACUAUCAAGAAACUCAAACAAAAAAACAGAGCAUUUUAAUGGCGAUUUGCAGGUUUUAUUUCCUUCUGUUCGUGACACUUUCAUGGAGUUUCUUCUUCGCAAAUGCAAUCCAACCUUCACAAAAACAAGUCCUCCUGCAACUACGAAAACAACUGGAGUACCCGAAGCAAUUGGAUAUUUGGCUCGACACAAAUAAUGAUUUCUGCUACGUGUCAUCACCACAAGUCAAUGUCACAUGCGAAAACAACUUUGUUUCAGAGGUAAAAAUCAUGGGAUUUGCUUCCGAUCAAACGCCAAAGAAGGUAAAUUCCGGUUCUUUUCAUGGGUUUCCGAUUCCUUCACAAACACUAUCUCAAAACUUCUCAAUCGACUCUUUGAUUGCCACUUUAUCAAGAUUAACAAGCUUGAAAGUUCUUAGUUUGGUUUCUUUAGGAAUCUGGGGCCCACUUCCUAACAAAAUCCAACGAUUAAACACACUCGAAUACAUUGAUUUGAGUUAUAAUUUCUUGUAUGGCUCAAUUCCUCCAACUCUUUCAAGAAUGGUGAGUCUUCAAAGUGUGAAUCUUGAUGGGAAUUUCUUGAAUGGUAGUUUUCCGAAAGGCGUUGACUUGUUAUCAAGUUUGACCAGUUUAAGCUUGAGCGAAAAUGGGUUUUCUGGUGAUUUACCAGAUCUACAAGAUUUGCCAAACAGUUUGAUCAUUUUGUAUCUGAAUAACAACUCGUUUUCUGGUCAAAUCCCAGUCAAAUACAGUCAACUCAACCACCUUCAAGAACUCGAUCUUUCAUUCAAUUCACUCUCUGGUGUCCCCCCGUUUUCUCUAUUCUCAUCGUCAUCCAUUACUUACUUAAAUCUAACAUCAAAUAAGUUGUCCGGUUCACUUCCGGUUCACUUACAAUGUGGAAACAAACUCGCAAGCGUCGACAUUUCACAAAACCGAUUUACAGGCUCAUUGCCGUUAUGUUUAACCAACGAAUCCAACAAUAAAACCGUUAAAUAUGACGGGAAUUGCCUCAUGAUUGAUGUGACACGUCAGCAUCCAGCAACCUAUUGUGUAGAAGAAGCUCGAGGGGUAGAAGUGGAAACCAAAGAUUUCAAAGAUUCACCACAUAGAAGGAAUCCAGUAAUAAUUAUUGGAGUGAUUUUAGGGAGUAUUGUGUUUCUGGUGCUUUUGGUAUUAGGGUUUGUGGUUCUUUCUAAGAAGCUUUGUGCUCGAGGCGUAUCUGAACAGAAAUUGCUGCAUAAAUCGGUCCAAGAUUACUCUGUUACUGGCUACCCAUCCGAACUUUUAACCAGUGCAAGAUUGGUUUCAGAGACUGCAAAGUUGGGUACAGAAGGAAUCCCAGUUCACAGAUUGUUUUCUUUUGAAGAGUUAAAGGAAGCUACUAACAACUUUCAUAGAUCUACCUUAAUAGGGGAAGGUUCAACGGGCAAGAUCUAUAAAGGGAAGCUUGAAAAUGGGACAGACAUUGCAAUAAGACAUUUGACAGUGUCUAAAAAGUACACAAUUAGAAACCUUAAAUUAAGGUUGGAUUUGCUUGCGAGGCUUCGUCACCCUCAUUUGGUUUGCCUUUUGGGGCAUUGUAUUAGUGGUGAAGAGCAAGAUAAUGGUGAAUCAAAUAAAGUGUAUCUUGUGUAUGAAUAUGUUCAUAAUGGGAAUUAUCGUUCACUUCUUUCUGGGAAUGGUAGAGAGAAUGUUGUUCUUAAAUGGGGAGAUAGAUUGAGGAUUUUAACUGAUGGGAUGGGAAAACUGAGUGACUAUGGGCUUUCGAUUAUAGCAGAAGAUAUUAAACAAGAUGCGAAUGGAGAAGGUGUUGAAUCAUGGCAAAUGAAGAACUUAGAGGAUGAUGUCUACAGCUUUGGAUUCAUUCUACUUGAGUCCCUUGUUGGGCCUUCUGCUGCAUCUAGAAAAGAUGAAUUUUUGAUGAAUGAGAUGGCUUCUUUUGGAAGUGAAGAGGAACGGAAGAAAGUAGUGGACCCUGUUGUACUUGAUUCCUGCUCACAAGAAUCACUUUCGGUUAUAAUCUCCAUAACCAGAAAAUGUUUUUGUGCUGACUCAUGGGCAAGACCCUCUUUUGAAGACGUGCUUUGGCACUUGCAAUAUGCUGCUCAAAUUCAAGCUGGGACCCAACAAUCUGCUGAAAAAGUUUUAUUCAUGGGCUGUUGAUAUUUGCCUUGUAGUAAUUGUAUAUAAAAUAAGCUAUCACCUACCUAUUAGAGACCUUUAUUCCAGUAU